GUUUCAACCCAUCACUAAAGCCGGAUUUUGCACAUCAUUUUGCAAAUAAAAUGAGCCUGACAAAACGACUCCUGCACAUUUUCCCUCGUUGUAGUUUCGCGAAGAGGUCUCAUCCCUCUGCGGAUCGCAAUUCGCAGCCAAUUUCGGAGGCGCUUCUUUCCCAAGUCGACAGGAGCACCCAAAACUUGCAAUUGCUGGAGAUUGCAUCGGGAUCCGGACAACAUGUGGGAUUCCUGGCGCCCCUGCUGCCCAACAUCACCUUCCAACCGACGGAGUACGAAAGGGGCCAGUUCGAAUCGAUAUCCGCCUAUGCGCAGGAUUGUUCAACCGGCAAUAUCCGAGCACCCCUUCAUGUGGACAUCAGCCGGGAUCCCAAGGACUGGGAGAAUCCCCCUGUGCCAGCCAGCUACGAUUACAUGUUCAACUCCAACAUGAUGCACAUCAGUCCGUGGAUCUGCUCCAUAGGACUUUUCCACGCCGCCGGGCAGCUGCUGAAGAAAGGUGGCCGGAUGUUUACCUAUGGACCCUACGCCCAGGACGGUGUCCUUGCUCCGCAGAGCAAUGUGGACUUCGACUGGAGCCUACGGCAGAGAGACUCCUCCUGGGGCGUUCGCGACAUCAGGGAUCUGAAGGUCCUGGCGGCCCAGAACGGCCUCCAGCUGGAGAAACUCACGGAGAUGCCGUCGAACAACAAGUUUCUGACCUGGCUUAAGCUGUAAAAUAGUGCACUAGACUAAGGCUAUGGGGCGAUUAAACCCUCUAAGAUAACAACGUUUAUUUGAAGGCAAUAAAUUUUAUUGCCAAGUGUGA
Molecule: messenger RNA, 810 nt
Organism: Drosophila elegans
Lineage: Eukaryota; Metazoa; Arthropoda; Insecta; Diptera; Drosophilidae
Product: UPF0585 protein CG18661
Exons: 2
Coding region: 51-719 (222 amino acids)
Source: RefSeq, a predicted model, not a curated record